UGAUCUUAAAUAUGAAAAUGCUAAUGUAAAAAACUGAAAACGUAUAGUUUUAAUAGCAACAUGUGUUACUAAAGUGCUAGAGGAUUUCGAGUUAUAGAAGAUAAAUAAUAUGGACGUUAUUCGUCGUACAACCAUAAACCUGCAAAGCCCCUGUGUUAUGAUUAAAAACUGCUUUUUUGUAUUUUAAAAGUGAGAAAGAAGAAGUUAAAUAUCAUGGCAGCCGUAAAACGAUUUCUUUGUGUAUACAGUUGUAUGCUAAUCCUUCUGGAACAAUCGACAUGUCAGUCAAUAAGGCCGCAAUCGCAGACUUACUUUCCUUCGCUGUUAUCAAACAAAUCAAGGUCAAAACGAGAUGUGUCUCAAAACAUGACAAGUUCCAGCACCACAACUCCACCGGGAGUCAAUGCAUCGUACGCGAAUGUUUCAUCUACGGAAAAUACGAAUGUUGUUUACGAAAUCGGACCUUCAAAUACAUCGAUCCUUUCUGUGGUGCCUGUAAAUGUUUCGGCGUCUUCGUUGCCGAACGUUUCCGACGCGAGUCCUUCCGACGCAGCUCCUCUGCCCGGCAAAAGCUCUGCAGAGGAUGAACAUAACAGCUCAAUGGCCAUCUUUUUCGUACUUUGUAUAUUAGCUCUGGGGAUCCUUCUCAUUCAUCUGAUGCUGCAGACAGGAUUUUCUUACUUACCUGAAAGUAUUGUUAUCGUCUUUCUCGGUGCAUUAAUCGGAAUGAUAAUCAAUUUAAUGUCCAUUAGGAAUAUAGCAAAUUGGAGAAAAGAGGAGGCCUUUUCACCGACUGCAUUUUUCCUGGUCCUUCUUCCUCCAAUUAUAUUUGAAUCUGGAUAUAACCUCCACAAAGGCAAUUUCUUUCAAAACAUCGGUUCAAUACUACUGUUUGCUAUUGUCGGUACUGCUAUUUCUGCUUUUGUAAUCGGAGCUGGUAUAUAUUUGCUGGGACUGGCGCAGGUAGUUUACAAACUAAGUUUUGUGGAGUCCUUCGCUUUUGGUUCACUAAUAUCAGCCGUGGACCCCGUGGCAACGGUUGCUAUAUUCCAUGCGCUAGAUGUAGAUCCAGUCCUGAACAUGUUGGUAUUCGGAGAGAGCAUCCUCAAUGACGCCGUUGCGAUAGUGUUGACAACAGCAGUGUUGGAUUCCAAUGAUCCUCUCAUGUCAACUACAGAGGCCAUCUUAUCUGCUAUAAACCGGUUCUGGUUAAUGUUCUUUGCUUCUGCCGGCAUAGGAGUUCUGUUUGCACUCAUCAGUGCCCUUCUGUUGAAGCAUGUGGACUUGAGAAAGAACCCCUCACUUGAGUUUGGUAUGAUGUUAGUGUUCACAUAUGCACCAUAUGUGUUAGCUGAAGGAAUACAUUUGUCAGGUAUAAUGGCAAUAUUGUUCUGUGGUAUUGUCAUGUCUCACUACACCCAUUUCAAUUUGUCAACUGUUACUCAAGUCACCAUGCAGCAAACUAUGAGGACCCUUGCAUUUAUUGCUGAGACCUGUGUGUUUGCUUACUUGGGCCUGGCUAUCUUUAGUUUCAAACAUCGCGUGGAACCAGCAUUGGUGGUUUGGAGUCUCAUUUUGUGUUUACUGGGGAGAGCAGCUAACAUAUUUCCUCUUGCACUGCUGUGUAAUAAAUUCCGUGAACAUAAAAUCACAAAGAAAAUGAUGUUUAUAAUGUGGUUCAGUGGUCUGCGCGGGGCGAUCUCGUACGCGCUGUCUCUUCACCUGGACUUCUCGGACGAGACGCGGCACGUCAUCAUCACAACUACGCUCAUCAUCGUGCUCGUCACUACGCUGUUCUUUGGAGGCUCUACGAUGCCUUUACUCAAAUUUUUAAGGGCUAACAAGAAAACCAAGCGUUCGCGCUCUCAACGGAAACAGAAGGAAGUCAGCUUGUCCAAAACCAAGGAGUGGGGCCAGACCAUAGACUCGGAGCACUUGUCGGAGAUCACAGAGGAGGAAUUAGAGGUGAACUACUCGCAUGCGUCUCGGCUGAAAGGCUUCGUCCGUCUUGACCUGAAAUAUUUGACUCCGUUCUUCACUCGGCGGUUCACACACCAGGAGUUGAAGGACUGCAAGAGUCAGAUGACGGACCUGACCAACCAGUGGUACCAGGCCAUCAGGAUCUCCAACGACCACGACACGGACGAGGACGAGCUGCAGACCAGCUCGAUGUCCAACUCGCACACCAGCCUGCAGCGCGGCGUCUGAGCGGGACGCAUAUAUUUUUCAUGCACCUCCUUUUUUCAUUAAUUUUUCUUAGUUUAAAACAGUUGUGUGCGGACAGUUUUGAAAAAAAUACUUAGAUUGUUCAGUCACUGCGCUCCUUCGCACUGUGCUGAUUAUCUUGUUUUAGUGCAAUAUAAAAUUUAUUUUAUAAAAAUACUUACUUAAAGUAUUAAUAUGGUUUUUUACCAAUAUUAUUUUAAAUGAGCCAUUUGUGUCAAGCGGACUAAUAACAUGGCUAUAAUAUAGAUAAAUAAAAAUAAUAGGCCAAUGGUCGAGGACGUUAUUUCGAACCAUUGGUCUAUUGUUAAAAAUUAGUACAAUUUUUGUUUGUGAGAAUUAUUUAUUUUAAAAUUAAGCUAUGGUACUUAAUAAUAUAAUUAUUGGUAUCUCUGAAAAUGAAAUGUUAUGAACUAAUAUAAAUGUCCCUUAAAAUUUUUAACAUAAA
This is a messenger RNA of Aricia agestis (brown argus), 2671 nucleotides long. It is a transcript of the gene Nhe1, whose product is annotated as sodium/hydrogen exchanger 8. NCBI's taxonomy places the organism in Eukaryota, Metazoa, Arthropoda, Insecta, Lepidoptera, Lycaenidae. Gene Ontology annotation, cellular component: membrane; Golgi apparatus. Gene Ontology annotation, biological process: regulation of pH; sodium ion transport; proton transmembrane transport. The record is from RefSeq and is a predicted model, not a curated record. Bases 214 to 2208 code for a protein of 664 amino acids. Gene Ontology annotation, molecular function: sodium:proton antiporter activity. The transcript is spliced from 7 exons.